UGUUUUAAACACAAUUCUUAUUGUAUCUUCUCAGCUGCUGUAAUGUGUGAAUUUCCUGCUGAAGGAUCCAUAAAGACAGCAGCUGCUGAUCCUGCUGUUGGUCAGUUGGUGGCGCUGAUGGAGCAAAGAAGGUUUAUUAUUAAGCAGCAUUGAACAUCCACAGAAGAAGAGGAGGCUAGCCUCUGUCUUCUAUCACGUCCUCAGUAGAGAGUUAAAUGUCCGUGAAUCCAGCAGCUGCAUCAUUGAGCAAAAAAAACUGUAGAAGAACAGCGAUGUCUGGACGAGGCAAAGGAGGGAAAGGACUCGGUAAAGGAGGCGCCAAGCGUCACCGUAAAGUUCUCCGGGAUAACAUCCAGGGAAUCACCAAGCCCGCUAUCCGCCGUCUGGCUCGCCGCGGUGGAGUCAAGCGUAUCUCGGGUCUGAUCUACGAGGAGACUCGCGGUGUGUUGAAGGUGUUCCUGGAGAACGUCAUCCGUGAUGCCGUCACCUACACCGAGCACGCCAAGAGGAAGACGGUGACCGCCAUGGAUGUGGUGUACGCUCUGAAGAGGCAGGGCCGCACUCUGUACGGCUUCGGAGGUUAUAAACAGGGACAGAGAAACAUGGCAGAAGAAGCUCCAGCAGCUGCACCGGCUAAAGCCCCGGCCAAAGCCCCGAAGAAGAAGGUGGUCCGGUCCAAGACGGACGGACCCAGUCUCCCGAAGCUGAUCAUCGCCGCUGUGGCCGAGUCCAAGGAGAGGAAGGGGAUCUCACUGGCUGCGAUCAAGAAGGUGCUGGCGGCCAAGAAGGUGGAUGUGGCGAAGUCCAACAAACGCAUCAACACCACCGUCACCAAGAUGGUCACCAAGGGGGUUCUGACCCAGACUAAGGGCACCGGAGCCUCCGGUUCCUUCAAGCUCGCCAAGAAGGAGCCCAAAGUCUCAAAACCGGCCAAGAAGGUGAUCAAGAAGAAGGCUCCCGUUAAAGCCAAGAAACCUGCCGCCGCCGCCAAAGCUAAGAAACCUGCCGCGGCCAAGAAGGCAGCAGCUAAGAAGACAGCGGUCAAGAAGUCCCCGAAGAAGGCAGCAGUCAAGAAAGCUGUCAAGAAGACACCGAAGAAGAGCCCCAAGAAGCCCGCUGCUAAGAAGCCCAAAGCUGCAGCCAAGAAGCCCGCAGCCAAGAAAAGUGCAGCCAAGAAGCCUGCAGCUAAGAAAGCUGCAAAGAAAAAGAUGCCAGAACCAGCAAAGUCCGCCCCGAAGAAGGGCUCCAAGAAAGCGGUGACGAAGAGCGCCGGAAAGGGCGGCAAGAAGAGGAAGAGGAGCAGGAAAGAGAGCUACGCUAUCUACGUGUACAAGGUGCUGAAGCAGGUCCAUCCCGACACCGGCAUCUCGUCCAAGGCCAUGGGCAUCAUGAACUCGUUCGUCAGCGACAUCUUCGAGCGGAUCGCCGGCGAGGCCUCCCGCCUGGCUCACUACAACAAGCGCUCCACCAUCACCUCCAGGGAGAUCCAGACUGCCGUCAGACUGCUGCUGCCCGGUGAGCUGGCCAAGCACGCCGUGUCUGAGGGGACCAAGGCCGUCACCAAGUACACCAGCUCCAAAUGCGGCACCGCUCUGGACCAAUCAGAGCUGCCGUUGCUCCGCCGCUCUCCAUAUAAGCUCGCUGUUGCCGCUCAGUCUCCACUUGUGUUUUACUGUUGGACCAGUGAAGACAGAGGAAGCAGAAUGGCCAGAACCAAGCAGACCGCCCGGAAAUCCACCGGAGGAAAAGCUCCCAGGAAGCAGCUGGCCACCAAGGCUGCCCGCAAGAGCGCCCCGGCCACCGGCGGCGUGAAGAAGCCUCACCGUUACCGUCCCGGUACCGUGGCUCUGAGAGAGAUCCGUCGCUACCAGAAAUCCACGGAGCUGCUGAUCCGCAAGCUGCCCUUCCAGCGCCUCGUCAGAGAGAUCGCUCAGGACUUCAAGACCGACCUGCGCUUCCAGAGCUCCGCUGUCAUGGCUCUGCAGGAGGCCAGCGAGGCUUACCUGGUCGGUCUCUUCGAGGACACCAACCUCGGCAUCAUUGAGCAAAAAAACUGCAGAAGAACAGCGAUGUCUGGACGAGGCAAAGGAGGAAAAGGACUCGGUAAAGGAGGCGCCAAGCGUCAUCGUAAAGUUCUCCGGGAUAACAUCCAGGGAAUCACCAAGCCCGCUAUCCGCCGUCUGGCUCGCCGCGGUGGAGUCAAGCGUAUCUCGGGUCUGAUCUACGAGGAGACUCGCGGUGUGUUGAAGGUGUUCCUGGAGAACGUCAUCCGUGAUGCCGUCACCUACACCGAGCACGCCAAGAGGAAGACGGUGACCGCCAUGGAUGUGGUGUACGCUCUGAAGAGGCAGGGCCGCACUUUGUACGGCUUCGGAGGUUAAAGUCAGCGAUGAUGCAGCAAAACAAAGGUCCUUUUCAGGGCCACA
This is a messenger RNA of Amphiprion ocellaris (clown anemonefish), 2426 nucleotides long. RefSeq names its product nucleolar protein dao-5-like. The coding region runs from base 216 to 2381 and encodes 721 amino acids. Gene Ontology annotation, molecular function: structural constituent of chromatin; protein heterodimerization activity; DNA binding. NCBI's taxonomy places the organism in Eukaryota, Metazoa, Chordata, Actinopteri, Pomacentridae. The record is from RefSeq and is a predicted model, not a curated record. The transcript is spliced from 5 exons. Gene Ontology annotation, biological process: nucleosome assembly. Gene Ontology annotation, cellular component: nucleosome.